This is a messenger RNA of Corvus hawaiiensis (hawaiian crow), 6089 nucleotides long. RefSeq names its product one cut homeobox 3 (gene ONECUT3). The transcript has 2 exons. NCBI's taxonomy places the organism in Eukaryota, Metazoa, Chordata, Aves, Passeriformes, Corvidae. Gene Ontology annotation, cellular component: nucleus. The record is from RefSeq and is a predicted model, not a curated record. The coding region runs from base 47 to 1369 and encodes 440 amino acids. Gene Ontology annotation, molecular function: RNA polymerase II cis-regulatory region sequence-specific DNA binding; DNA-binding transcription factor activity, RNA polymerase II-specific. Gene Ontology annotation, biological process: regulation of transcription by RNA polymerase II.
GGCAGCGAGCGAGCGGGCGAGGCAGCGACAGAGCCCGGCGGCCACCAUGGAGCUGGCGAUGGAGAACCUGGGCAGCCUGCACGGCGUCCCGCACUCGCAGCCCACCGAGCUGCUGAGCCCCGCGCACGGGCGGCAGAGCUCGCACCGCAACCUGGUGCCGCACGGGCGGCCUGCCAUGGUCUCGGGCAUGGCCUCCAUCCUGGAGGGGGGCGACUACCGCGGCGAGCACAGCCUGGGAGCCCCGCUGCACCCCGCCAUGAGCAUGUCCUGCGAGUCGCCCUCCGGCAUGAGCCUGAGCAGCACCUACACCACGCUGACUCCCCUGCAGCACCUGCCGCCCAUCUCCACCGUCUCGGAGAAGUUCCACCACCCGCACCACCACCACCACCACCACCACCCGCACCAGCGCCUGGCCGGCAACGUCAGCGGCAGCUUCACCCUCAUGCGCGACGAGCGGAGCUUGGCCUCCAUGGGCAACCUCUACAGCCACUACCCCAAGGACAUGCCGGCCAUGGGGCAGCCCCUGUCGCCGCUUCCCAACGGGCUGGGUAGCCUCCACAACGCCCAGCAGCCGCUGGCCCCCUACGGCCCCGCCGGCCACUUGCCCAACGAGAAGAUGCUCUCGCCCAACGGCUUCGACUCGCACGCCGCGAUGCUGUCCCGGGGCGAGGAGCACCUGGCGCGGGGGCUGGCGGCGCCCAGCUCGGCCAUGAUGCCGCCGCUCAACGGGAUGCACCCGCACGGCCACCCGCACGGCCAGCCCGGCGCCUCGCUGCUGGGCGAGCGGGAGCGCCCGGCGCCCGGCCCCGGCUCCCAGCCCGGCGGCUCCGGGCAGGUGGAGGAGAUCAACACCAAGGAGGUGGCCCAGCGGAUCACGGCCGAGCUGAAGCGGUACAGCAUCCCGCAGGCCAUCUUCGCACAGAGGAUCUUGUGCCGCUCCCAGGGGACCCUCUCGGACCUGCUGAGGAACCCCAAGCCCUGGAGUAAGCUCAAGUCCGGCCGGGAGACUUUCCGCAGGAUGUGGAAAUGGUUGCAGGAGCCGGAAUUUCAGAGGAUGUCGGCGCUCAGACUGGCAGCUUGCAAACGCAAGGAGCAGGAGCAGCAGAAGGACCGGAGCCUGCAGCCCAAGAAGCAGCGCCUGGUCUUCACGGACCUGCAGCGCCGCACCCUGAUCGCCAUCUUCAAGGAGAACAAGCGCCCAUCCAAGGAGAUGCAGAUGACCAUCUCCCAGCAGCUGGGCCUGGAGCUCAACACCGUCAGCAACUUCUUCAUGAACGCCCGCCGGCGGUGCAUGAACCGCUGGCAGGAGGAGCCGGGCGCCAACCCCGGGGUCCCCUCGUCGUCUACAAGCACUUUCUCCAAAGCAUGAUGUCCCCCAGCCCUCCCUGCCCCUUCCUGGAUGUCCCCCUCAUGACAAAGCCAACCCCAGACUCACACGCAUGGCCUGACCGGGGUGGGUGCUUUUGGGGUGGGUCCAUCAGCCUCCCAAACCCUCAGCCGGGUGUCACCCAUGGAUGGGCCUCAGGCCACCUCCUGCUGCCACCUUGUGCUGCCACAUCCUGCCAGCUCGUGGAGCAAGGACAGGGUUUGUGACCAGGGCAGCUCCGUCUCCAGGAGGGCUCAGAGGAAACCCUUGUGGAGCAAGGGGUGGCGUGGGAUGGAGGGAAGGAGCGAGGCUCUGUUUGGAAGGAAGCAUCCCUGGUCCCUGGGGAUCACAGAGCCUUGUCUUCACCUGCCCACGAAGGUUUUUGGGGAGAGGGGCCCAUCCUGACCUCUCGCCCAACCUUGAUCUCUGUCACAGCCAUCCUUACAGCUCCCACAGGGGAGGGGUAAAGGUGGGGGUGACACAAGGAGUGCUGUCAUGGGCUGGGUUCUGGCACAACCCCACUGGACCAGGGCCAAACCUGCCGCGGUUCAAAGCAGGCUGAGCAGGGAAAGUGCUCCUGGUGUGCCUGGAGGCCUCCCGGGCUGCUGCCAGGGCUGUGGUUGCUGGAGGUUUUCCCCUGCUGAGGUGCAGUGGGUUCCCCAAGGCAGCCAGACCCUCUGUGCCAUCGCCACGUGGCACUUCUGUCCCUUGAGGGUUUUGGAAACCUGGCUGAGGACAUUCCUGCACCCCUCAUAUCCUCUAUGGGCACCUUCCUCUGAUCCCCCCAGGACCCUCCCAGGAGCACCCACACCCCAGGCCCCUCACACACUCACAGCCCUCGACCCACGAGAGUGCCCCGGCCCCAGAUCCCUCCCGGAGAAGCUCCACGGCGAAGGAGUCCCCUCCUGCCUCCACGGACCCGAGCACCCCCGUCCCGAGGGGACCCCAGCUGCUCCGCGCCACCCGGCGCCCCAGCAGGUCAGAGAAGCACAUUUUAGCUACAGAAAUCGGGUAUUUAAAAAUAACAAUUGUUCGAAAGGAGACGGGAGGAGAGACUUGGAGAGAAGGAUCUGAUCUUUCCUGGUGACUGGCUCCACCUUUCACCUCUGGAUUUCUGGUUCACUUUUCGGCUGAGGAAUGGACACAGACAAAGCAGAUUUGUUGGCUUUGCAUCUCGCCCCAUCCGCCCCUCGACACACACUCUUGUCCCCUCCCAUCCCCCCUCUUCAUCUCUGUUACCAAAGAAAUUACAAAACCAAAAACCCAACGACAACAACCAAAAAAAAAUUCCCUCCUGGGAACCAACAUCGGUGCAUGGUGGGAAAAGAAAAAUCCGAGGGAUCUGGUGGCGAAAUCCAGCCCUGGGUGUGAGAAGGGGGAAAACUCCCCGACAAGAUUGAAAGGGAAAAAAAGCAACCCUCUGAAAAAAAAGGAAUAACAACCGAAACCACAACCAAACAAGCUCAGCAAAGACCGGCAACUUACCAAAAAGACACCAGAUUUUUUUUUUUUUUUUUGUGCCAAUUAACAACCUGCCUUAAACGCGGAUUUCUGGAGCAAUGGUACUUAGCUUCAAAGGGAUCGUUUCCUCCGAGCUCUCAAUGGUGACUUGUGCCAUAUAAAAAAGCAAUCACGAGGCCAAACCCUUACAAUCAGCCCUCUCCCAGCCCCCCAAGGGCUCCGAGGAGCAGGAGGUGCCGCUGGGGACGGGGAAGGGCUGGGAGAGGCUUGGGGAUGAAGGGGGAGGCAAGGUCCCCUUCUUCCCCCACCACUUGGGGAAAAUAUCCUCCAAAACCAACCAUCAACAAAAAAAAAGGGAUACUCUUGAAUUUAUGCGGGUAAAAAGUACCAUCUGUGUUCUAGCGCUAUGGUUUCUUCGAUUCACUUUACUUUGAGAGUGAUCAGUUGUGUCACAGGAAGGCACCUUGUUGAAAAGAAGGAAAAAAGAAAAGAAAAGAAACAAGACGAGAAGAAAAGGGUAUGUGUUCACCAAAAAAAAACCCCACAAAACCAAAAAAAAAAACAAACCAAAACCAAAAUCCACCCCAAAAAAAAGAGGAAAGAAAGGACGAAAGAAUGAAGAGAGAAAGAAAAAAAGCCCUGCACACGAAGCCCUGAGCAGGCAGGGUCAGAGGACGUCUUGAACCAAAGAGCUCCUGGGGUAGGUGGGCGGUGGAGGGGCUGGGGGGUGUCAGACUGGACACGGUCACACCAAACUGAACCAAUGCAUUGCUGGACAGAGGGCGGGAGAGAGGGAUCGGAGAGAGGGAAGAGCAGGAAGGGGCGGGUGCCGCAGCGUAUUUUGCCAACCAGAACCCAAAACCUAAUGGGAAUCUCAUCCCCCCAGGACCCCGCUCCCCGCCACUGAUUUUUUCCCCUGAUGUUGUUUCUUCAUCUUGUCGUGACGUGGUGACGAUGGUGGUGGAUUCCUGAACCCCAUCGAGUAGUAUUCAAGGGCUGAAAAGCCAGGAAGGGGGCCUUGGUUUGGGAAGUGAAAAACACAACAGGAAAAAAAAAAAAAGGCAAAAAAAGGAAAAGAAAGAAAAAGAAAAAAAAAGAAAAAGAAAAAAAAAGAGUAAAUGCCACAGGCCCUCAAGGAUGCAAAGACAUUUCUAGUGAGAACCCGAGACUAAAGGCUACCUCACUUGAGUUUUCAAUUUCUGUGAUUUGAAAAUCACGUCUGAUACCAAAGAUUUUGUUGCCUUGUCUGGUCUGUGCUGGAAACGCCACUUUCCCUGCUCCCCGUGGCCAGCCCGGCCCAGAGCCCCUGGCCACCCCCAGCCCCAGCCCCAGCCCUGUCGAGUCCCCAGAGAGCGAGGGAGGAGGCGAGCGAGCGACUCCGGGAUGGCAGCGUGGUAGAUGAGUGCCUUUUUCUUGUACCAAAGGUGUGUGGCCAUUUCUUUGCUCCUCUGCUUUGAUCCUAAAGACUCACUGUUACCUCAGCUCUCCACAGGGACAGAUUCCCACAGCUCUCGUAGUCUUUAGGUGUUGGGAUGAAGGAAAGAAACCCAACACUUGUCCUAAUUGAAGAGGAAACAUCCCCCUCGCUGAGGGAAAGGUGCUGGUUCCCCGGCAUGUCCCCCCUCUCUGAUGUCCCUGUGUCCCCCAGCCUGGUCCCCAGGGUCCCUCCCUCCAGCCCCUCUUGCCCCAGGAGCACAGACCUGGUGUCCAGGGACGCUGCUCCCAGGGAAAGGCUUUGCUCCAUGUCCUUCUCCAGCCUCUCGGUGCUGCAACCCUGCAGAAGCCCACGGGGUGACCAAGUGAGUUUCCUCAAGAGGUGACCAAGUGAUUUUCCUCACAAGGUGACCAAGUGAGUUUCCUCACAGGGUGACCAAGUGAGUUUCCUCACAAGGUGACCAAGUGAUUUUCCUCACAAGGUGACCAAGUGAGUUUCCUCACAGGGUGACCAAGUGAGUUUCCUCACAAGGUGACCAAGUGAGUUUCCUCACGGGGUGUUUUUGCUUCACGCAGCUCAGAUUCGGGCUUCAGUUCCCGCUUUUGGUAGCACAGCUCGUGGCAUUUCUGUUUGGACAGAUGAAGGCAGGAGCCAUGAAAAGCUUCACCAAACUCGUCCUCCAAACUCUUCCUUUAGGGAAUGGGCUGGAGCUGUGAAUCCUUUCAGUAGGAGCUGUUUCCAGGUCCCCAAAGGGGCGUUUUUGGCUCACUGGGGAAGGUCUCUGCAGCCCCGUCUGCUCCAUUCUGUCCCUUGGCUUCAGCAGGAGGACCUGCCAGAGAUGCUCUUCCCCAGCAAUCUCCAGAAUGCCCAGUUUAGGGAAAACUUGGGUUGAAUUGUACCUGCCUGGUUCAGGCUCCAGCCAAGGCGACUCCUCUGAGUUGGACCAAACUUGCCCAGGGCCAACCCUGGUGUGAUUCUUGGGGCUGUCCUGUGCAGGGCCGGGAGCUGGGCUUGGUGAUCCUUGGGGGUCCCUUCCAGCCCAGGAGAUUCCAGGAUUCCAGGAUUCUAACACCCCUGGUGAGAGCAACCCCGUGCGGGUUCCCCAUCCUGCUGGGCAGCCUGAGAGGGCCGGUCAGACCCUGUCACCUCCCUGUGCCCCCCGUCCCCCUCCACACUAUUGCCUUGGCCAGGGCUUGCCCGCCCUCCUGGCCACGCCACCCCUCUUGUCCCCAGUCCCCACCUGGCUUGUGAUACCAAAGACGUUCUCUAUGCAGGAGAAAGCCUUCAUUGCCACCCAGCACAGACCUUACAAGCCUUUGACAAUGUUCUCUGAAAUACCUCAAAAUAUUUAAUGUAUAGUUUAUGUGAUAAAAAAAAAAAAAAUUACUUAGCUAGUUUUUGGAAUUUGUGACUUGAAGCUUUAUACUGUUAAAUUAUAAUUUUGCAGAAGACGGCAUGUUCUUAUUUCUUUGAUGCGUUCAAUGGGAGACAUAUUGAAUGUUAAGGAAAUGAAAGCUGGAUAGUUUCACGAUUAAAAAAAAAGAGAGAGAAAGAGAGAGAGAGAAAGAGAGAGAGAAAGAUUAAAAAAAAAAAGGACCCUUGGUGUUUACAGAUUUCAUAUUUAAACAAGUCCUUUUAAAAAAAAAAGAAAAAAAAAGAAAAACUAAUGAUGAUGACGAUACCUUUGCGUUCAGAUGUGUUACUUUUCUCUGAGUCAUGUCGUACAAGAGUAUUUAUUAUAUGUGUUCUGUGUUCAAAUGUAAUUUAAGGAAGACAAAAAAAAAAGGCAAAAAAAAAAAAAAGACAAGAUGAGAAUUUGAUUUAUGC